GAGCGGAGAUCAUCAUACACUGCUGCUAGACUCUCAGUGAAGUAUCUGCCGCCCAACCACACCAUGAAGGCUAUGCUUUCUUUCGCUUUGUUCUGCGUCGCCGUUGCCGUGGCGUCUGCUGGCCUGCACCACGGUGGCCUGGGCCUUGGUCACGGAGGACUCGGCGGAGGAUACGGUCUGGGCGGUGGCCACGGAGGACUAGGCGGAGGAUACGGUCUGGGUGGUGGUCACGGUGGUCUCGGAUACGGUGGCCUUGGGUACGGGGGUCUUGGUGGCGGCUACGGCCUCGGUGGUCUCGGAGGUGGUUUCGGCCAUGGAUACGGUGGCAACUACGGAGGAAGCUACGGUGGAACCUACGGCGGCACCUACGGCGGUAACUACGGUGGACACUACGGAGGACUCGGCGGUGGAUUCUACGGCUAACCUCUUGCUCUGAGCCGUACUGCACUUUACACAGGAGACUCAUCGAGCAAAGUGAUAUGGACCUACGAGAAUUCGACCUAUCCGAACGACUGAGUUUAAAAAAAAUUAAAAAAUAUAUAUAUAUUAAAUUA
Ixodes scapularis (black-legged tick) is the source of this 554-nucleotide messenger RNA. Its product is annotated as glycine-rich protein 23-like. The record is from RefSeq and is a predicted model, not a curated record. The transcript has 3 exons. Bases 64 to 423 code for a protein of 119 amino acids. NCBI's taxonomy places the organism in Eukaryota, Metazoa, Arthropoda, Arachnida, Ixodida, Ixodidae.